AUGUCCAAUUCGCCAGGGCUCGAAGUCGUUCCUCCACAUGACCCGGAAACUGUCAGUCGGGCAGCAGUGUACCCAGAUCAAGGGCUACAAUAUGUGGAUAAUAGCCCACAUGUCGAAAAGAAUGCCCAAUAUGAAAAGCCAAGAGUUUGCGGGUUGAAAAGAACGACUUUUUGGAUAUUGGUGGUUGCAUCCGUGGUUAUAAUCACCGCAGCUGCCCUCGGCGGCGGCCUCGGUGGAGGUCUCUCAUCUCGCGGGAAAGAAUCAACGACAUCCAGCCAAAAGGCCAGUGAACAAUCUCCAUCUAAUUCGUCAAACUCGUCAAACUCAUCAACGAGUACCACUGUGAGCAAUAAAGCAUCGGCUACAGCGACCAUGUCAGCGAUAGUCGGAACCGUCAGUGGAACUACAAAAACGCUCUACCGUGACUGCCCCUCGAGUAACGACACUAUCUACAACGUUGAAUACAAUUCAUCAACAUACCAAUUCCGAAAGCUCUGCAAUAUGCAGGCUGUUAUCCAUGGGGAUCAUGCGACUUAUGUCAAUCAAGCGACGAGCAGCCUGAAUGACUGCAUCAACCUCUGCGCGGCAUACAAUGAGAACAAUGUGACAAAGAGCACUGAAUCAAAGGUUUGUUCUUCGGUUUGUUGGCGGAAUGGCUUUGUCAAUGACGACUGGCCGGGCCAAUGUUUUGGUUAUGCAGGAAACAAUGACUCGUAUAGUGGGGGAUAUAACCUUCAGGCGGAUGUUACCUGUGAUUCCGCAAUCUGGAUCAAUGAGACGUGA
Molecule: messenger RNA, 783 nt
Organism: Penicillium cataractarum
Lineage: Eukaryota; Fungi; Ascomycota; Eurotiomycetes; Eurotiales; Aspergillaceae
Exons: 1
Coding region: 1-783 (260 amino acids)
Source: RefSeq, a predicted model, not a curated record